Molecule: messenger RNA, 939 nt
Organism: Radiomyces spectabilis
Lineage: Eukaryota; Fungi; Mucoromycota; Mucoromycetes; Mucorales; Radiomycetaceae
Product: 60Kd inner membrane protein-domain-containing protein
Exons: 2
Coding region: 1-939 (312 amino acids)
Biological process (GO): mitochondrial respiratory chain complex IV assembly; protein insertion into mitochondrial inner membrane from matrix
Cellular component (GO): mitochondrial inner membrane
Molecular function (GO): membrane insertase activity
Source: RefSeq, a predicted model, not a curated record
AUGUUGGAACAAAUUACUCAAACCACCUCGCCCGACACCCUUGUGCAGGCCGCUGCGCAAAUUGGCGAUUUUAAAGCUAUGGGACUAUGCAACUUCACUCCCGUAGGUGCAUUGGAAGCCAUGAUGGAAGUAUUGCAUGUGACGAGUGGAUUGCCCUGGUGGGGUUCCAUUGCGGUGGCCACAGUGUUAGUACGUUUGGCGUUACUUCCACUGAUGAUCAAGAUCCAACGUAACAAUGCCAAACUGAUGAAUAUCAAUCCCGAUGUGACUCGUAUCAUGGAUAACCUGAAAAAGGCACAGCAAGAAGGCGAUGCGAUGGCAACGGGCAAAUAUACGCAUGAAAUCCAAGAUUUGUUCAAGAAGAACAAUUGUCAUCCCAUGAAAUCGUUGGGUUUGCCUUUGGUUCAAAUGCCGGUGAUGAUUUCCUUCUUCAUGGCUUUACGAGCCAUGGCUGAGUUACCUGUACCUGGUAUGUCCACGGGUGGUAUGGCCUGGUUCACGGACCUCACGGCUCAGGAUCCCUACUACAUCUUACCGGUGGCCAGUGCGGCUGGUGUCAUGUUGGUUUUGGAGGCCGGUACCGAGGCUGGUGCAGCCACUCCUCAGAGCAAAGGAAUGAAAAAUCUUUUCAGAGGUCUCACCGUUCUCAUGGUCCCUUUCACUGCAUGGAUGCCUAGCUCGGUUUUUGUUUACUGGGUGACGUCUAAUGCUUUCUCCAUUGGUCAAAUCCUUGCCUUGAAGAAUCCCACCGUUCGUAAAGCUCUCAACAUCCCUCCCUUAGUAAAACCUGCCAAAGAAUUGCAAAAAAACAGUAAGAGUUUCAUGGAGAAUUUCAGAGACCAGCAAAAGCACUAUGACAAGUUGGAAAAGGAUCGUGUCCUCCGUGAGCGACAGCAGGCCGCCGCCAUGGCACGUAGAGCUUCCAAGCGCAGAUUUUAG